UUCAAUGUACUUAUCCUUUUUAGUAGGUAAAACUUUAAUUUUACACAAUGUCUCAGCAUUCAGAAAAAUAGUGUAUUGACGCUAGCACAACAAAUAUUGGUCUUUGCACAUCUCCUUUAAAUAAAUUUUUAUAGAAUAUGGCUAACACAAGAGUAUUAUUAGAUUUAUGGAAAGAUAAUUACAAAGCAUUAACAUUUGUAAGAAGAAACACAAAUAUUUACUAACAAAUGGCAGCUGAAUUUUCAAACACAUUUAAUAUCGUACCUCCGUUAACUGGUUAUCAAAUUCAAUCUAAAAUUAGUAAUUUGAGGAAGCAAUUUAGACGAGAAAAACUUCAAGUUGGUUCAUCGGGAGGAGCUCCUAGUAAAUGGUGGUUUUACAAUAUUGUUGCCAAAAUAAUAGGUGGUGAAGCUUCCCUUGACAAUGAUCUUUUAUCUCAAAGUCAAAACUUUUCUACUCAAGAUUUUCAAGAUGGUCAGAUUGCCACAAUGGAAGAUGGCAAGGAGACUGUCAGUAUUUUAAAUAUUGAAGCUUUGGAUGAUACAAGUGAUGUGCAAUCAAUUGUCACUAUUCCUGAUGAGGAACUGACUCAAUCUACAUCCAGCUGCAAUAAACGAAGGAACUCUGAUGAUAAAAAAACUUUGAAUAAAAUAGCAAAAACUGAACCGGUGAGAAAAAAUAAAAAAACAAAUUUUACUUCUGAAUACUUAAAAAUAGCAAAUAAAAGUCUAGAUGUUCAAAUCCGUUCACAAGAGCUACGAAUCAGAGAGGUUGUUGCUUUAGAGCGUAUUUGCGAUGCAAUUGAAAAUGCAUCUAAAGCCCAAGUAGAUGUGUCUAAAGCCCAAGUAGAACAUUAUAAACUUUUAACAAAAAAAUAA
Hydra vulgaris (swiftwater hydra) is the source of this 878-nucleotide messenger RNA. RefSeq lists its product as uncharacterized. The record is from RefSeq and is a predicted model, not a curated record. Lineage: Eukaryota; Metazoa; Cnidaria; Hydrozoa; Anthoathecata; Hydridae.